Molecule: messenger RNA, 1651 nt
Organism: Brassica napus (rape)
Lineage: Eukaryota; Viridiplantae; Streptophyta; Magnoliopsida; Brassicales; Brassicaceae
Product: purine permease 14
Exons: 2
Coding region: 429-1577 (382 amino acids)
Cellular component (GO): membrane
Molecular function (GO): purine nucleoside transmembrane transporter activity
Source: RefSeq, a predicted model, not a curated record
UGUUUCAAAAUCUCUCGGAGAUUCAUUUGGCCUGAGAAUGAUUACUGUCUGCAUUGAAGAACAUAGAAUUGUGUUCUAAACUGGCAAACAAAUUACUGCGUACAAUGAAUGGCAGUGGAAAAGAUAACCUUUGUGUGGGAUUAAUUACUUUCAUUAUUUCAUUCAUAUAAUAUGUGUUUAACUUAUCGUAGUGAUGUUCAAAAUAUCUAAACAACGACGCGUAGACACGAGCCCACUUGAUUGACCAUUACGCCGCCAAGAAGACUUCUCUUCCGUGUAUAUAAAACACUUCUCUUGCCAUUAUCCCCCAGCACAAUAAUAUCAUCAUCCACACAAGAAUAUUACAAAAACACAAACACACGAAUCGGAUCUCCGACAUUACACUGAAGUCAAACUCGCUAAGAAUCUCCGACAGCCAGUUCCAAACCAUGGCUCAGAAUCAACCAAUCUUUCAGAUCAAGCCAGAAGAACAUUUUGUGCAGAUUCCCGUCAGCAUCGAGCGUGAUUCAACCACACUCAUAAACUCAAACCGGAAACCAAACCAUUGGCCGACGAUUCUCCUCUCAACCAUCUGCGUCAUCAUAGGCCAAUCCAUAGCCAAACUCCUCGAAAACUUCUACUACGACAAAAUCAACCGAAGCGAGUACAACGAACACCGCCAAAACGACGGCGUUUGGACUCAAGCUCUCCUCCAAACCGUCGGCUUCCCUCUCCUCCUCCUCCCGUUCAUCAUCCUCACCGCCAAGAAACACAACCAACCAUCUUCCGACCAGUUCCACUACAAAUCCUUAGCGGUAAUCUACAUCUGCAUGGGGAUCGUCAUGUCGGUUCAAGGAAGACUCUCCGCCAUGGGAAAGCUCGAGAUACCAUUCGGUAUCUUCACCCUCAUCUACACAACGCAGCUCUUCUUCACUCCGAUCUUCGCUCGCUUCGUCAAUAAAAUCAAGUUCAACAGAUGGGUCGUUAUCUCCUUGGUGUUGGCCAUCGUCACCGGAGCUCUCACGUUAUCCUCCUCAUUCGGCGGCGAGCCGGACGAAGCUGAGCUGAAUUACGCAAGAGGCUCAUGGGCUGCUCUGUUGGCCGCCCUCUGCUUCUCUCUCCUCCUCUGUAACAUCCAAAACGUCUUCGACAGCUAUAUCUUCAGACGCACGGAAUCAACCACGAGAAACCCAAGCUUCUCUUCCGUUUUCGAAGUCAUAAUCUUCUCCUCUUUAGUCGCAACUCUCAUCUCCAUGGUGGGACUUCUCAUCGCCGGAGAACAACACGAUUUGAAGACGGAGAUGAAUGGUUUCCCGAAAGGGAAAGGUUCGUACGUGAUGGCUAUGGUGGGACAAGCGGUUUCGUGGCAGAUCUACUGGGUUGGAACUGUGGGACUUGUCUUCUCUGUUUCGAGCGUGUUGUCGAACGUGAUCAGCGUCGUUACCUGGCCGAUCGUGUCGGUGCUUGUUGUGAUCUUCUUUAACUACAUGGACGAUGAGUUGGAUGUUUUCAAAGGUGUCGCCUUGAUCACUGCCGUGUUAAGCGCCGCCGCUUAUUUCUUUAGGCUUCAUAAAGAGAAUCGUAAUAGUGCAUACUAAGAGCAUGAUUAUCCCUGUUACCUCAUAUGAGUUUCUUAAUGAUUAUUUAAUUAAUUAAUUAUACUUUAGUUGUA